AUGCAUCGUCAAGACGACAUUCCUUCAUCUCAUGUACUCGGGCUUGCUCCACGCCCAAAAACAUUGUUCAAGAGCUUUGCAGCACAAUCAUCAUCGUCCUUGGAUGAAUUUGAGGACCCGAUCUGUAUUUUCCCAUCGCACACUCACAAUCUGGUCGCUUGUCACUAUUGCAUCGCGUGCAUGGUGACAAUACUGCCGACCAAUAUGCAAUACAGUACGAGCGGCUCAGACGAAGGCAGUGAUGCAUACGCUCCAGAAUCCAGAAUCCAUCACAAUCUCGUCAAGGGCAACGUCGGUCCGAAAGCAGGCGAUGGCCCAAAACUAAAUGCAUCUCCAGUGUUAUCUCAACUGACGACCGACCCUUGGUCUGCGACCGAGACUCAGCACUCGGUUUCGCCCUCUUUCAGUGUCCCCUGGGCUUCUCCACUACUCACAAAUGAUCUCAAGUCGAUAGAGACAAACGCUCUUUGGUCUGCCGAUAAUUCAGAUAUCCUUCACGCGUCUGACACUAGGCCGAACAUUUAUUGCAACAAGAAUGGCCCAUCGGAGUCUCGUAUUAAUCAAGACUUCAACAAUCCACACGACGAGUCACAUGGAUCAUCAAUAGACUAUCGCCACAUUUUGACGUGGCCGAUCAAGAAUCGCAACAAGAACUUCAGCGACACUGAGUAUGGUGAAGUGCAGUCUGCUGUGUCGCAGACCAUCAGCGACCAUUCCAGAAUACCACAUCCAGAGCAGACGAGCACUAGAGAGAUAGUGUGGUCUGAGAGACAACACGCCCAUAGCCUGAGACGUGCACUGAAAGACCCUGGAGCACAAUGGGUAGAGUCAUACAACGGUGCCUUGAAAAUGCUCUCCGCCAUCAAUCCUGAGCAUUACCAAAUGCCAUUCGGGAGUCGCGUAAUCAACAUGAAGACUGAAUUUUCUGACAACAUACUGCUAUCCAUCCGCCUUGGCAAGUAUUCAGUGCUGCAGAAAGUUUCCGAACGAAUCAUGGAAGUUUGGGAAGCUCGGAAAGAUCCAAAGGAAAAGGUUUUGUGUCUGUUCUCGGUCAACAGCAGCAAAAAGUACUGCGGGAUCGCCGAAUUAUCUGGCCCUUGGGACCCGCAGAUGGAAAUUGAAGGGUGGGAGAAUAGUGUCAACGGUCCGCGUUGUUCGGGUGGAUUCCCCGUCACAUGGAUCUUCGCCAAAGACAUCAACUUCCAUCAAUUCAUUCACAUUCAACUGCCAAAGAGCGGAACUACGGUCGCGAACAUGUGGAAUGGGAUGAAUUUCGCCAGCGAUGUUGGCAGGGCGGUCAUCGAAACAUAUGUCAAGACGCCUGCAACGUCAAGCAUUUUAGGCUUUCCACGGAACUACCACGAGAACGAGCAUUUGGCUACUGAGCGCGGUUCAGGCCAGCGCCGUCCUGCACGCAGCACACGCGGACCGCGCAGUAUCGCUCGUGAAGCUCCGCCGGCAGGACUUAGUCUGGUGCGAAAACCAUACCGCUCCGAACAAGCUCCAUCGCGCAAUUCGCGUCGUCAAAGCGAAACAUCUGAACAUGGAUUCCAAUCAGGCGGUAUGGUCGACACGUCGGCACCCCCACCUCGGUUUCAGCUGCCUGCAAUAAGCCAAGGCACAAAUUUAACAAGCAACACUCGGCCGUUUUUGUCUUCUCAGGACAAUCUUCCGAAGGAUGGCCUGUUUAUUAGCACCAAAAUUCAUAGAGCUUCACCGAACAGGUACAUGUCCCGAGCAGGCGUGGCAGAUGCCCCUUUCUCGAUGCUACCGAAGAGUAACACCGAGCCUGCUCUCCAACUUGGUGAAAUAUCGGACUCAGAAUCGAGCUCGCCAUUUGCGUCCUAUCGACAGCUGAAGGAUCACAGUCGAUACACAUUCGCUCGUCCAAUGCAGAAUUCAACUUCUGAAGCUACGCAUGCCGGAAAUGGACUUGAGCAAGGCCACUAUCGUCGUGAUGACUAUGGUCUCGUUGAUCAUACAAAUGGCGAAAGCUUCGUGGAUGCCUAUAUGAGAGCACCAUAUCAGCUAACUCCUCCAAUGCUUUCACCAGUUGGGACUCCAACUCGCCGUCCCACUCAACGAAUCAACAGUUUGGGCCCGUUUGCUACAAGCGUAGGCUCAGCUUCAACGAUGCCGGUUAAUACUCGACAGAAGGAAGCCCAGUUGAAGUCCAGACUGCACCUCUUGCUUGCGGAUAAAUUCGCCGUCGACGGACGUCUUGCUGAGGGCAACGUCGAGCGACAUGUUCAAGAUCAACUCUUCGAGAGAAGAAAAUGUCUCCUCCACAACAUCCACGAGAUCGAACAGGAACUGAUGCAUCCAGACCAGCAUGACGCAGACAGUUUGUCGUUCUCUACUCCCGCUCGUCGUGGCAGCUACGUAACAUCCAAUGGCAUCGCAAGCCCAUCGGGUGAGAUUUACAAUAUUUCGUCUAUGAGUGCCACGGAUCAUGGACCUCUACAUCCUGCAUCAAAGAAUCGUUCGGCACAGCUCUCAUCACAAGACGCGUCCGCGCCUCCUGCUUAUCGCCGAAAGCAUGGUUUCACGCCGUCAUGGGAUCUCCGCAUGGCCGGCGCCAUCACCAAGCUGGUGUCCGGCUCCGAGGACGAUUUUCCGUUCAGCGCCGAUCCUGGUCUCGGGCCAGCUGAACGCAGUGUGUGGCAUCCAGCCCGGGUCGUUCGGCCACGCACCGACAGCAGCCUCGGCAUGUAUCAAGAUACCAACGACAGUGGCGGCAUUUUCACUGGGGAUGAAUUUGAUUUACUUUUCUAG
This is a messenger RNA of Dissoconium aciculare CBS 342.82, 2775 nucleotides long. RefSeq lists its product as uncharacterized. Lineage: Eukaryota; Fungi; Ascomycota; Dothideomycetes; Mycosphaerellales; Dissoconiaceae. The transcript has 5 exons. The coding region runs from base 1 to 2775 and encodes 924 amino acids. The record is from RefSeq and is a predicted model, not a curated record. Gene Ontology annotation, molecular function: RNA binding.